Messenger RNA from Parus major (Great Tit), 20206 nucleotides. RefSeq names its product BCL9 transcription coactivator (gene BCL9). The transcript is spliced from 8 exons. Gene Ontology annotation, cellular component: beta-catenin-TCF complex. Bases 14845 to 19113 code for a protein of 1422 amino acids. Gene Ontology annotation, molecular function: transcription coactivator activity; beta-catenin binding. Gene Ontology annotation, biological process: positive regulation of transcription by RNA polymerase II; canonical Wnt signaling pathway. The record is from RefSeq and is a predicted model, not a curated record. Lineage: Eukaryota; Metazoa; Chordata; Aves; Passeriformes; Paridae.
GGAGAGAGGUGUGGGGCAUAGGGGAUAUUCUGGAAACUGUGCUCCAUGGAAUGUGCUGGGAGCAGGGGAUGCUCUAGGAACUGUGCUCCGUGGAAGGAGGUGUGGGGCAGAGGGAUACUCUGGGAGCUCCCUGGGAUGUGUGGGGUGCUUUGGGGAGCCCUGGAGGUUGUGCUGUAUGGAGCAGCACAUGGAAUGCUGUGCUCGUGUAGUGGUGCAGGGGAUGCCCCGGGGGCUGUGCUACAUGGAGGAAUGUAUGGGAUGCCAUAGGGGAUGUGCUGGGAGGAGGGAUGGGUGGGCUGUCCUGGGUCGCAGUGUGGUGCUUGGGAUGCUGCAAGAGUUGUGCUCGGUGGAGGGAUGUGUGGGAUGCUCGGUUGUGCGGGGGAUGCGCUGAGGCUCUCUGCUGUGUGGGGUGCUCUGGGUUGUGCUGGGGGCACUGGGGCUAUGGGGUGCAGCACUGGGGUGAUGUGUGCUGCCCUGAGCUUGUGUGGAAGUGCCUUCGGGCCCUGCUGUGGAAGAGGACAGUGUUGGGUGGGCUAGAGAGGUGGUUGUGAGAUUCCAAUCUCAGUGAGGGACUGGGACACAGGAUGGGAGGGGCUGUUGUAUUGGGAGUGAAGACUGGCCUAGGAGAAAGAAGCUGGUGUAAAAGUGGGGCGGGAGCUGCCUGUGUGAACUCUGUGGUUGAGCUGAAGUCAGGGGCUGGGCCAUAGAGAUGGAUGGUAGGGAUGUAGGGAGUGGGAUACGAGGUGAAAUAUGCAGUGAGAAGGUGGGAGAUGGUGUGUGGGAUAUUAGAUCACCUGGGAUGUGCUGUGAGGAAGGGAUGGGAGGCUGUGGUGCAGGAAGUACUGAACUAUGGAUAUCUGCAGGAAAAAAUGUGGAGAGCUGGAUGAAGAAAUGAGUAUUAGGCUUGCUGGGGAGAGCGGUACAUGAAAGGAAGCAUGUGAGGAGUUGGGACUUGAGUCAUUGUAAGAAAGAGAUAUGGGAGUGGGAUUGGGGAAUCACCAGGAGCCAGAAUAUGGGGUAGGAGUGCUUUCAGCGUGAGGGAGGUGAUGCACAUGGUCAUGAGGGGAAUUGUAGAGCUCCAGAGCUGGGAAGCAGUGUAGAUAGAUCAGGGGAGCAGGAAUCCAGGGAUGCUAAGCCUGUAGUAUCAAACUAGUAGGUGGGAUACUAAGUGUGGGAGUGGAUCUUGUAUAUGGGGAUUGUGGGGAAGAGCAGUAUCUGUCAAGGCAGGGGAAAUGUGUUUAUUUGGAAGGAUUCCUACUAGGUAGAGGAGAGGAUCUGUGUGUGUAUGCAUGAGGGGGAGUCUGUGCUCUGGCUGGCUGCAAAGGGGGAUGAGAGGCUAAAUCUGAAGUUUCAUGAGGUUAGGGGUUGGAUGAUGAGAAAAAAAAAUGAACAGUGGAGACCUCAAAAGCUUAGGGAAAUGGUAGAACAGGUGGAUGCAGACAGGCAGCAAGGCUCCACUUGUAGGAUGAGAGAGAACCCUGUGUUGUCCAGCUCCCUGUCCCCAAGUUCUCUGUGCAGGUGAUGGGUCUAAAAAGGCCUCUGAAGAUGGAGUGUUUGGGAUGUGGAAGGUGGCUUUUACUCAGGGAGGGUAGACAAAGCAUGAGGAGACAGAUGGGAAGAAUCUGAUGUGACAGUCAGUUGUGGGUUGCUAUUUGGGUGUAAAAUAUUAGGGCGGGAUGAUUACAUGAUUACUGGUUCAAUAGUAAACUACAUAAGAAAUCAGAAAAUUGUCAUGCAGCAAUGAAAGAAUUAAGUAAGUCAGAUGGGAGCUGGUUGUGGAGUGAUUCAAAGCCCACCAAGGUGAAAGGGAAGAUUUUACUCUUCAGAUACCAAACCUAACAUGGACUCUGAAGCUGGUCUGGAAAUAACCAUGGACCUCACUUUUGGGAGAGGGAACAUCAAGCCUUGUAGUCCUUACCUGGUAAAGUAACACCUUCUCCUUGGUUUGGGCAGUAAAGAAAGGGUUGUGCCAAGUCAAGUUUGUCUUCCUAAGCCUCCCUAUUGGUGACUGGUUGCUUUUCUGUCAAAACACAGUUGGAGGAAGCGGGGGAGACAGCUCUCUCUGUUUUUAGGGGUUCCAGUUACAUUUUUAUUUUCCUUGAAAGUAUUUUGUCCUUGAUUUCUCUGUGAAAAGCCCACACAGACAUAGGAUGCUCUGAAGCAUACUUAAAUGUAUCAAGCUUUAAAAGCAUGAGGAAAAAAAGUGGUGUAGGUUUUUUUUUCCUUCUGUUUUGUUGGAUUAUUUGAUCAGUGAUUGCUGGAGAUAUUACAAUAGCAACCGUUGGAAAGCUAGGCAAGGCAUUCUAUGAAAUCAAAUGAAAGAAUUAACAUACUUAAACAGCUUUAUUCCCACUUCAUUUUGUUUACCUCUCUCCUGCUUCCUAUGAGGUCUGUAAUGGCCAAUUUCUGGCUGAAGUGUGGUGUUACAGGUGUGGAACAGGGGAAGUUGAUCAGGGGCACACACACACAGUCGUUUUGUGUCCAUCCCAGGCAGAGGAGCUGUGCUUGCAGGAGUGCACACGCCUGCACCCCAUGGCACAGGGAUCUGCUUUCUUGCCUGAACUACAGGGGUUGUUUUCCUGAGGUUUUAUAGCCAUUUUGGACAAGUUGGCAUGAUGGCUCUGUUACACGGUGUGGAUUUUUUUUUUCUUUUAACAGUGAUCUCCAAAGAGAUUAUUUUUAAUGAAUGUGUCCUUUUUUUCUUACUCAGUGCAUAAAAAUGGCUCAAGGGCUCAUAUUCUUUCCCUGUCUCCCUUGCUGGCCUCUCCUCAAACAACAAAAGAAAGGCAUCUUUCUUUUCUUGACUUGGAGUUAGCAACGAUGUUAGUUUUGGGAUUUUGGAAUUUUCUCAGUGGGGCGAGUGCGUUUUUAUUUUGUUUUUUUUUUUUUAAAUCUUUUUUUUUUUUUGGGUGGGGAUUUUAUUGUGGAGAGGGGUCUGGGGAUCUUGGGUCUCGCUGCACUUGUGUGAACUCUUAACACCUUAAUUGAAGGGGUGGAGAUGCUGAAUCACUAACAAAGACCUCCUUUAUCCAAAAUGUUAAUCAAUCAUUGACGUUAAAUAAGUGUGAACAAAACCAAGCAAAAAAAAAACCCACCCUAAACAAGUUUUUGUGUAAGUCCCCCUCCCAUUCAGCUGCUCAUCUUUGGUCAGGUUAACGUGAUAAAUUCUUAUGGGGGUGUAUUUUGUGCACUUGGUUUUUGCAGUGUUUGGUAAGAGUUCUGUUUAUGAUUUCCUAGUGUAGUUUUCCCAAUAGGUUAUUUAGCUUCUAGGUAUCUAAAGAUGUUCUGGGAGAAAUUGUGAUUUGCUCUGGUGUGGGGGAGUAGCUGGACUAUGAUGGUACUGUUGUGACCAUCUUUUUGUAUGCUAGGGUUUUUAUUUUCUUGUUUGUUUUGGGGACGUAUUUUCCUUUGCUCUCUUGUGAUCAGUUAAUUUGUUUAUUGGUCAACACAAUCUUCUAAGCUAGGCAGGACCUGAAUUUUAAUGUGAAAGAAAAUAAAUAGGUUUCUGCUCAUACAGCCAGAAACUUCAUAGAUCUCUUCUGUAUAUUAUGAAUACAAAGGGUGUGGACUCUUUCUUCCCUAUGCUUACCCCCUCCUUCCUCCCCAUCUUGGCAUUUCAUCUUUACAGUUCAUGUGCUUGGAUUGUUUUCAGUUAGGGUUAGUCCACAGCCAAACUGCAUUUGUCACCAAAUAUCCAAAUAUAGAAACCAAGGCGACUGUAAGCCACGAGGCUAAAAUAUUCAUAUACUACAGCUUUUCUGAGCAGUUUAUAUGUUUGAUGUGGAUAAGAAUGGAGUACCUUUGAUCCGUAUUUCCCAGCUAUUCAAAGGCUUGCUACUCUGCAGUACAUUGACUUUCCAUACCUAUUUCUACAUGUUUCUUCCUAGAUGUUGUUUUUUCCUCUGAGUUCUUGACGUGGUGUGUCAAUUCUCUUGCCUUACAAACGGUGCCUAUGGCUUAGGAAUUUUGCUGGUCUUUUACAAACUCAAUAGGAAAAAGCCCCAAACCCCAAACAACAACAGCUUUAUUCUGUGAAGCAAUUACACUAAAGUGAGUAUUGAAACUAAUUCCUAUCUUAAAUGUGAGCUGUGCUACCUUGCAGGGCUUCAUCUCUUCUGCUUUUUAGAAGUUUGUCAGAGUUUCUUCAUAGCAAUUCAGGCAGCCUUCAUGAAAUCCUUCUAACUCGUUUGUGUGGCCUUGGACUUCACAGAAAUCUCUGUGCCUCCCUAAGGUCUGUGGUCUGUUUACAUAGAUAUGAAGUCCUUUAACCCAGCAAGUUUUGCUGUGGGCUUGGAUUUCCUGCUUACAAGCUCUGCUGGAGUCCCUCUAGUCUUCCUGCUGGCAAAAUAAAGGUGUUAACUCAGUUUUUCAGAGCAAUUUGUGAAUGGAAGAAGAUUUCAUUGCUGAAAUUUUUUUCAAGCACUGCUCUGCCUAUUGAAUUUAAAAGAGCUUUCCCCUAUGUACCCUUACUUGUCUGUUAAAGUUUGUUUUUUUGACUCAUUUAAAGGUUUAAUUGUUUUGGAGCUUUACCUCCUUUGUGCUAUACAAGUCCAGAAGAACAGGAACUUUAUUAAUAAUUAGGAAGUCCAGAUAAUCUUGAAGAACUUGAACAACAAAAAAAAAUCUGUCUGUUGGGAAAUUUCUGAAGGAUUGUCUUUAAGACCAUGCAGGAUCACAAAUGCUGUUUAGCAACAAUAGGUGACAUUUUAUGUGCUGAAUGCAGGUGAACUGUUCCAGUGUUAACUUUUGAUUUAUAUUUUCAAAGAAGCAGGGGUGUGCUUUGUGAUAGCACUCUUACCUGUGGGCUGAGCUGCCCUCUGUUCCUAAUCCUGUGAGCACUUCCUUCAGUGCUAGAGUUGGGUUUUGAGGAGUCCUUGGUGCUCUUCUGUUUUGACUCUGCAGCACCCUACUGUGUGUGCUGGUGCUGCUGUUUUGGAGCAGCUGGAUGCUGGAACGGAUCAGGGAGCUGAUUUGGAUUAGAAGUAGCCUGGCAAAGAAAAGAUGAUACUUAGCCUGCAUCAGUUUGCCAAACUGGUUUGCUGUUUGGCCGUGGGCACAUCAGACAGUGUGGUGCAGGGGUGGGAGUAAAUAUUGGUACCAGGAGUUCUCUAAGCUGGCAUUCCUGCCAAAAGGAAUGCUCAUCUAACUAUACCCCUAAGAGUCUGCUAAACGUGCUAAAUGUUUUUUACACCUGUUUGUUACAGUUUUCCUUGCUUGAGAACAGUUCCUCCAGCUUACCUUGCUCUUUUUGCCAGAAAUCAUCUCUGAACAUACAUGCAAGGUAUCAAAAGAGUAGCUCUCUUUAAGAAGAUUUAAGUAGGGCCAACAGAAGAGCGUGGUGGCUUUGCUAUGGAAGAGUUUCUGCUGCCUCAAGACUUUCUGAUGGUACACAACAUGUACUGUAAAGUGACGAUAGACUAUUUAGUAUGGUUGCAAUUAAGCAGUGAAACUCAUGCUGUGAGUAUCUUGCUGAGGAGCAAGAAUUCUACAAGAGUUAAAAAGCAUCAGAUGUCUUUAAGAAUAUGAAGAAUAUUCAAUUAUCGUAAUCAGUGACAGUAGAAAUUUUGGAAGAGGUAUUAAGCCUGUGGUCUAAACCUUUUUUAUUCUGCUCUAGCAGUUGUUCUAUAUUGGGAAAGGGAGGGAUGGAAUAGCCUGUUGUGCCUGGGUUUGCUGCAGGGUUCUCACACUCCUGUCUGGAAACUUGAUUGAGAACCAGUGUAUGAGAUGUGCCCAGAUAGGCUUCUGGUUGAAUCCUGGUGAACCACCCUGAAAUCUGGUCCAAGUUACUAAACUGUGGCUAUUGUGAAGUGAACUGCUGCUUCACAACUUUUAACAUUUUCUUUAUUCCUACUUCUGUGGGUUGUUCUUACCUAUUUUUUUUUUUCUGAGUUGAAUCUGAGAACUCUGGUUUUGAUCUACUUUGACAACACUAAUUGAAUUCAUUUUAAAUACUGUUAUGAAAUCUCAGUUAACUAUCUGAAGAAUGAAUGUUAUCUCUUUAGAGAGAUCCCUUUUUUCAGACAGACUUUAAAGCAGAAGUGGGAUUUUCAUUGUUUGGCCUCCAAGAAAAUGCUUAUGGAAUAGGGGAGGGAGAUGAACAGUGGAACUGUAGGGUGGUUGGCCUGUUUGUUUUUUAAAGCCUAGGCAGAAUCAAUGAAAUCCUUUUGAAGGAAGGAAAAAGGAAAGUGCCUUUUACCACUGACAUGAUUUCUUUCAACAAAGAAAGAUGGAGCAAUGUCCUCUGAGAUUUCACUGAAAAUUGGGUGCUGUAGUCUUGAAAACAAUGCUGGUUUUAAGUGCUCCUUAGUGGUACAGUUGAUGGCAUAAAGAGUGGAUGACAUACACAAUAAUUUAGCUGCAUAUGGAAUCGAGGGAGAGCUUGCUGUUUUCUCUAUUGAGUUCAGAGCAGUUGUUGUUCAGGCACAGAUAGCCACACAGCUGCCUGUUCCACUCUUCAACUGGCAAUUACUCUGAGCUGGGUGUCUUGUUUUCAUGGCUGUUUGGCCUCUUAAGAAAGCAGUGCCACUGUGUUUUUCCUCCUUGGCUUUCUGAUGGGGCUCUGUCUACAUAGUAGCAGAGCAAGAGAGCUUUAAAUCACUGACUCACCUUGUCACUGGAUGAUCUCCAUGUGCCUGUGGUUGUCCUCUCUGCCUUCUGAACAAAGGGUGCAGGUAUCUGUUUUACCUUAUCAGUGGGGUGGCUGGGGCCCAUGGGCUCUUUUAAUACCAGGGUUGCUUGGAUUUGGUGGCAAACUUGGGAACAGAGCUUGUCUCUUAAUGUGCCUGUGAUUUAUCUACUCGACCAUGUUACUUACGCUCUACAAAUUGCUUUAAGUCUGUGACUGCCUGUGUAUGUUGUGUCAAGCUAUCUUUGCCACCUUUGCAGUUGUGAAGACCUGAACAAAAAUUCUGGUUUAGUGGUUCACUGAUAGAAACACCAGGUAAGAUCAAGCAGUGCAAACCAUUUUUCAGGUUGCUCAGAGCUCUGGUUUCUGCGUUUUGCUAAACUGACUUCUUCAGGUGUCUUGAUAUCACUGUUUCACUGCCUGUGAAAUGGCAAUGUUUUAUCUAUGUACCAAUCUGUAUUUGUUUGAGAAUUGAUUAGUAAUGUACAUGCAGUGUAAUAUAAAACCAGGCUGUAGCCUGUUGAGGUGAGCAGCCACAGCCUCAACAGGCACGGCUGGUACAAUGGACAGUUAAGGCAGUGCUAUGUACAGAGAAACUCUUUUCAAGGACUUCUGCUGGUGGAAUGCAAGUUUUCUACCAUAUUUUAUAUGUAUGUAUGAGGAAAAAAAGUAAAAAACUUCAGGUCAAAAUUAUUUGACAGCUUGUUAGCAAGAAAACACUUUCUUCUGCCUCUUGAAAAUAAUAAUUUUAUAUAUAUACAUAUGCAUAUAUACAAAAAAAAAAUAUUUAACCUUCUUGUGGUUGGGGGAUAGAAGGUUGAAACUGUCAGGCAAAUAGCCACCAUCCAGCAGAAAUGCUUCUGAAUGCUUUAGUGAAAGCCAGCUUUGAUUUGACAGUUAUGAGGCUUUGAAAAUAGCGCUGUGUUUAUACAGCACAGUAAAUACUUUGAAGUGCGUUAGGCUGUGCUGUACAUGCGUGGCUAACUAGAGGAAUAUUAAAUGCCUACAUCUUGUGUUGAGUGAGGGAGGAUCCUGCAGCAAUUGGAAUUGCAUGCUCCUCGUACUUUUAUAAGAUCGUGUCAAAGCAGUAGAUUUGAUAAUAGACCUGAUUAUACAAUUGCUUAAUUUCUUGUCAAAAUAACAUUUUUACAUGCAGCGUUCUGAGAUCUUUGAGGUGACCUCAUGUUAUUUAUCAAAUGUCAGUUUUUCAUCCCAGCAGCUUUGAUAUAAUCAUGUAGCAUCGUGGAGUACUGUGUACAUGCAGUUUUUGCUUGCUGGAGUUCUUUGAAGUGCCUUACUCCUUAGAAGAGUCAUUGCUGUCUGGAAGAUCCUACAUUUAACGACUGGGAAGCCAGUAUGGAAUCGCUGCACUGUGUCACUGAGGGUCGUGCUGCCUCUCCUGUGCCUAGUGUGGGUCUAAAAGCAGAGAAAUGAGAGGUUCAGCACACCAGGGACAGGCACACCCUGGCACACAUUUUUAUCCAGCAGUAAGCUGCAGGGGAUGUAGUAACUCUUCAGCUGUGCUCCCGUGGGAAUGCCGGGCUUGUGGCAUUGAGCUCCCCAGGUGCCUGAGAACAGCAGGAGGCCUCGUGUAAAGAAGCAGAGCAGAGGGAUGGCUGGUGGUGACAGUCCUGAAUGAAAACUGGUCUGGCAGGCACUGCUGGAAGGUAGUGAUGCUCAGGGGAGCCUUGGGAAAGUGCUCAUUUGGGAAGAGAGGGACCAGAGAGCUGUAAAGGUGAAGGUUAACAUGAAGGAAGGUGUAUGACUCGCCCCCAGCAAUUCCGACUGGUGUCGUGUGUCAUGUCCCCUUGCAGCAGACUGGGGAAUUACUGCUUGCUGUAGCACCGGGGUUUUUCACAGAGGAGCUCUGUCCUGUACUGACCCAUCCCAGUCCCACUUAGCUUAUGAAAACUGACAAGAUUGCAGCCCAAGGAGUUACGCCUGAGGAUUGCUUCUUAUCUUUCAUUCUGGAAGCCUAUUGAAGGGGGUACCAAAAGGGAAGAAAAAGCACUUGGGUUUUUUUCUGUGCUGAACUGAUUGGUGACUUGUUUCUCCCAAGUCUUUUGUUAAAGCAGUGUGGUGUUAGUACUUGUAGAAGAACAAACUGCUGUAUCCUUGGUCCUGUCUCCCCAUCCAGUAUUUCAGCAUAUUUUCCCCAAGCCCCUUUCAACAGAUUAGUUUCUACAGAAUGAGCUGCUGGCAAGCUCGAUGCAGGUGUCUUUUACCUGUGGUUGUUCAUGGUGAUGUCCCUAUUUAAAUUUUUGAAAAAAUAAGCCCAGAAAAGUAAGGGGAAAGAGAUUGCCUGUGGCUUCUCCUAACUCCUGAAAAGUAAAUGAAGUUCUGACAGAAGCCAAAGCUAUGAAAGCAGGCCAUGGAAAACUCUCAUUACCCACUGGACUCCUGCAUGCAAUGCUGACUGAUGCUAAGGCUAUUAACUGCUAACCUGAUAUGGAAAGCAGCAGAAGCCUGUCAUAUAUUAGGAAAACACUGUUAAAACGUUUCUUGAAAAAUCCCCUUAUUGGUUGAGAUUUUGAUCUUUAUCGGUGUUAAGAAUAGCUGGAGCGCCACAGCAGCCCAGCUGGUGCUCAGGUAAGUGACGCUCCACGUAGGGAGCUCCAAACUGCACUUGUAAAGUACACAGAGUGCUCUCAGCACAGUUAACAGAGGUGGAACUGAAGUGAGGUUGGCAGCUGUGCUGGAGUGUGCCAGGGCUGAGCUGAGGUCAGCACGAUGUCGUGACAGGGUGCGCGGUAGCGUCCCCCGACACCCCGGCUGACCCGCACCUGCCAGUGCCACUGCUGCUGGUGAAGCUGAAAUGGCAGGAACACCGAGGGGAAGUGUUCAUCAUGUUCCUGUACAGAAGCAGAUAGUUGCAGCUUAGGCUUUGAGGUUUUUUUUUAAGGAAUUUUUCUCUUGGCUUUUUCCCCAGACUGAUUGCUGGAACUGUGUCAGAAUCUGCCAAGAGCUUGUUCCAGUCCCAAGUGAACCAAGUAGUUCAAGUGUUUUUUACAUAAUGGCAGAUAGGAAAUUGAAAAGCUCUCAGUGUUUGUCUGUGUACACCUUGAGUUUGAUCACCAGUGUCCAUAAUUGUCUGUCUCCUCCACUACUUUAGGGAAGGAGUUGUACAGAGUCAGAAGUUGUCUAGGACAGCCAUACAUCCCCACUGGAUUAAUAAUGCACUGAAGUGUUGUUAAAUACAUUGAAAAUAACGUUUAAUGGACAUAUAGUUGUCUGUUUGACAAGAAGUGUUAGUGUUAUUCACAACUCUGAAAAGUUAUGCUUGUAAGAGUUGCAGGAAACAUGUCUGUUGCAAAAGACUAUUUUAGAAUGAUUUUUUAAAGUACCUAAAAAGACUGAUUACUUAUGCAGCCUUUACAUCAUGGCUACUGUUGAUUAUCCAUGUACUUGUCAGAAGGAAGAGAAUAGUUGCUAGAUUUUUCUCAGAAAAAGGGAGAGGACACUUAAUUCUCUGAGCCUUUGGGUUUGUAUUGUGCUUUGUCAGUGAUUGUCUUCACUGUCCAUUUUAAGUAUGUAGAGCAAAAGGUUGAAUUUUCUGUGGCCUUUGUUGUCUUGAAUGUUGUCUUUGUUGUUGAUCUUCAGGAAAGAUCUGUUCUUUGGGAAAGGUCCAUGUGUGUGGUGAUAGGGGCUGGGGGAGGUAUGGGAGGAAGAGUGUCUGUACAGACAGACUCUUAUUUGAGAGAUGUGGAUGGGCAGGCACAGGUAGGCUCAGCAGAGCUGCAUUGUGUGAGCACACUGUACUGCAUUUGCAUGGGCCUGAUUAAAUAUUCUUACAGUUUCUGGGAGGCUUAUCCUGUGGUCCUAAAUUCUUACAUUAAAUGGAGCAACUCAAGGGAACUUCUCUCCAUGUAAUGGCAUAGAAUCUUGCGUGCCCUUCCCCUGUCUGUGCCUGUUGGUCUUCAAGGAGCUAAUUUUAGGCGAGUCUGUCUUGCUCAGCCCCUUUCUCUGUGCUUCAGGGCUGGGGGUAGUAAUGGGCAAUAACCUACUCAUUUGGAGUUUAACACAGAGAUGCUUACACAGCACAUGUGCAGGAGGAGGUAUUUUCCCUGUGGAGGUUGCAAUGCUGCCUGGUGGGGGUUGUGUAGCCUCCACAUUCAUGUCACCUAAACUUAUUUUGCUACAAGUUCCUGAUUCUUCUGUUUACUGAGAGUAAUUUCUGGUAUAAAACUGGGAGCAGAGAGAUAAUGCUGUGUUGACUUUGGAAUAGCAGUGAUUUCUCUGAUGUGGUAAGAAGGAAUUCUCUGUGAGACUGUGAAAACUUUGCGUAUAAUUUUUUAUUGUUAUGGCAUAAACAUAGGAAAGUCCAUACUGUUUCAGGAUAAGUUAGGACCAUCUAGAAACUGGCUGUGAGUUGCUAUGUAAUCACCUUAGAUGAACAACUUGUCUCUACCUAUCUUUAGGUGUCCAAGUUACCUAUCUGAAGGUACCUGAGGUAUUUUCUGUCCUUGUUUAAGAAAAAGGACAGUGGGACCUGGCAGAAGAUGGGCACAAAUGUAUUUCAAUAAGCAUAAGCCUGUCCAUGCCUUUGCCAUCAGUCAGUGCUGCCUCCUUUGUGCCAGUGAGCACAUGAACACCUAGCGGGAUGAAACAGGAAAAUUGUGUCCUGAAUAUUAUUCAUAUCUUAUCUGGAGUUCGUUUUCAGCUGUAUCACAAGUGCUGGAAGGGAUAGAGUUGGCUAGGCUUAGGCUGGUUGAAGUUGCUUUCCUGGGUCCAGAACAGAGCUGGUGAGCAGAAGGUAAGGUUGCAUUUUUGACAGACCUAUUUCAAUGGUGAUGGGGUCAAUCCUAGUAGUGUGACAGGCAUGUGCUUUAUCCAUUCGUGGGAAAGGAUGAGGAGGACAGCUUUUGCUAGGAGGCAGAGGCAGAUCUAAAGGUGUAUUUACUAGCCCUUGGUACAGAGCCCUAUCUAGAAAUUUGGACUGCUUCAUGGGAUCGAAGUGUCUUGUGUCCCUGUAUCCUCAAGUGUCAUAGGAAGAUGUAUGGGAUGUAGAAUAUUCAUGUCAUUUUAUCUAUUUGCUUUUACGUGAUCGUAAGGACGUCUGACAGCUCAAUAAAAGCUUUGAAUAACAUGCCCUGUGUCCUCCUUGUUUCCCAGUUGCUCUUCUUAUCAAUGAGGUGUGUAACCAAGUACUUUAUUAAACAGCAGCUUAUUAGAAAGUAACGUGCAGCUUAGCUGCAAGUGUGUAAAAUAAGGAAAUGCUCAACAAAACUGGUAAGUGCAGCACGUGAUGAAAACCAAUAUUUUCCAGUUUUCCAACCAGUUCUUGGGUGUAGUGGAGUCACCUUUUGCCGGUGCAGCUAUUCUCCCUCUCAUGUGGUUGAAUGAGGGUCGGAGAAAUUGGAGGUGCCCUUCCCAGUAAAAAUGUGCUGAAGGAGCGCGUUGGCUGAUUCACUGCCUUGCCCCACCUCUCAGGUCACACAGGGAAUCCACUGGUGGAUGCACUUACAGAAGUUUGCUUCCUGGUGGCUGUCAGGAUCAGCGGUUGCUCAAAUACCUCCUGCUGCUGCUAUUCUUGGUUGCCCUAAAGCUUCUGUUCCUCCCUGAGCAAUCUCUUAUUCCACUCUCUUUCCUUCCUUACCCUCUUUACAGUCACAGAUACAAUUCAGGGUGCAGGCUCAGCUUGCAUUCAAAGUUAUCAUUUGUUUUCUGCAGCAGCAGGUCUCCAGCCUUUUUUCUUUCUCCAUGCUGAUUUUGAGCUCUUGCCACCCUCAGUCCAGCACAGACUAACAGUCUCAGAAAGGCCAUGGGGAAAAUAGCAGUGUGCUCUUUCUUGUAUGCAGAGAAAGGUUUCUUGCCUUUAAUGCUUCAUGUCACAGUCAGGCCACAAGUCUGAUACUUUUAUCUACUUGGUAUGCCUUUAUUUCAUCUCUCCACAUUCUCCUUCUCAAAGAGGGAGAAAAGACUGAAGUGAAUCAGUGAUAACUGCAGCUGUUCCUGCUGGAAUAGCCAUAAUGCUGUACACCUCUAUGUACUUGACCAUUUGUCACGAUCGAGCUUUUCAGCUUAAGGCCAUAAAAUAAGAAUUUGCUGGUUUGAAUUUUUUUUUUUAACUUUCUAUUUACAGUACAGUAAUAUGGUAGCUGGUUUGUAGAAGUACAGGGGGUCAAAAUAGUUAACUGAAAGGUAAACUAAGAUGUGCCUUUGCAUCUUGUUAGUUACUCUGUGGUAGCUGCUUUGUGUGCAUGCUCUCACACUUUUGCUCUUAAAUUCACUGUGGAGCAAACUGCCUUGUGCUGACGAGACUAAGACCGUGCAGGUGAGCAGCAGUGAUGGUACCCUAAUCCAGGAAUGGAAUUACAGUGCAGUAACUGGGUAUCCUACAGGAUGGAGGAUGCCCCCCUUGCAGUCCUGAGCUAUGGUCUGCAAGGCUGUCCUUCCCUGCAAAGCUGGGAUUGAAUGUUUCAAGGAAUAGAGCUCUGAGCAACGUUUGUGAUAGGUUCUCUCCAUCCUUAUGUGUGCUGGUGUUCACACACCUUCCUCUUGAAGGGAAAAAGUGAUUUUUGUCCCUGCUUUGGUAGAGGUGUGUCAGUAUUGGCACUGGCAUGGCUUAGCCUGUAUUGUUUCAUUGGGUGGGGUGGGGGAAAGGGGAGAGGAGAUAUAACUGGCUAAUUGGAUUCAGGGAUGAUUGUGCUGCUGUGGUGAGUUUUACUGGAUGAAGCAGCUUGUUGCGAUAGGUGUUUGUUUCAGCUUCUGUCUGCAGGUGUGACUUGGCUAGAUAAGGAUGGUCUAUCAUGUUGAUGAUUUCAUUGUUUGAUUUGGCUGGUCUGGGUGGAGAAUGUAGCUGCAUUGUUUGGGACUAGCUUUGUAGUUUGGUUUUGUGAAGUGGAUUACAUGGCAGCACAUAGCUACAUUAUUAAGGUGAAGCUGCAGUAGAUAAUAGUUGUAGGAUGUUGGAGGGAAGAGAAUAUGCACAGGCUUUCACAAUGCAUUUUUUUUGAGCUAAUUGAGCCUCCAGCUCCCACAUUUCUGCUGGGAGAUCUGGUCAGCAGAAUGCAUUGGGAUUACACAGAAAAAUUUUGGUAGUGGUUUCACUUUGCAGCUGUACUUUAACUGCAAGGCUGUCCAUGCUGUGUAAAUAGCUGAGAGUGCUCUGAGAUACCACGCAGGCCCUGCCACUGUGAGUGUUGUCUGGAUUCAUACUGUUCUUGCAGCCUCUACAGUUUUCACAGUGGGUGAGGGAGAAGCUGGCAGGUCACUGCUCUUUUUCUACUAACCUCAAAUUUACCAGUAAACCGUUCUUCAGAGCCUGCAUUUCCUUAUAUUGCUGAACUUUCAGGCACUUAAAUUUGCUUUGGAUUCCCUUCUUCCUGUAGGGUAUGCAAUGAUGUGAAGUUGGAGCUGCCAGAGCAGUAGAUAGUGCUUCCUCCUUCUAAAACCUUCCUGGUUUUCCCCUAGAUAUGAUUGCCUUGCUUUACCUGAUACUUGAUGUUUCUGUUUAUACAAUGUCUGGCUGUGGAGGAGGUUACAUAUAUGAAGCACAAGGGUUUGGCAGGAGUUGCUGGGCACAUUGUAAGGGGUUGGUGAGCCUUUGAAGAGAGGUGGGUGCAGAAAAGGGAAGGUGACAUGUCCAAGUUUUGUGCCAGCUUCUCUAAGCACAGAUGAGCUCAUGGGAAUCCAGCUGGCUAAACAUGGGAGUGCUAUAGCAGGUCUGCCCUAUUUCCCCUCUGUGGCCAGCAUGGAUCUUCUGAGUCUUCCAGUCUGAUGGUGGCUUCUUGUGUGAUGAUAAAUCUGAGCAGAGUCUUCCCCUUGCUGGAGGUUCAGAGCAACUUUUGAUUUCUCUGCUUCUGUGGUUGGAUGCAUGGAAGGGGGUGCACAGCUUGGCUGUGAGUUUUUGUUGGUGAAACUUCUCCUCUUCUUUUUCCAGGUGACUGGUUUUUGUGAGACAAGUGGUUUGCAACUCAUGGCCUCCACGAUGAGUACUGCAGUGUCGUGACACCAGGGGUCUUGUGUGCCCUGGAGAUGCGAGACUUCCCCUGGGCAGCAGGAGGCACGCAUCUAGAGAAUGCUGGAGCUGCAGGAGGGAAGUGCCCAGUGCAAAAGCAGCGAGGAGCGAAGAGAAAAAAGGCAAGCAGGCAGCCAGCGCUGAGAGAAGCGGGUGGCAGAAAGUGCUUCGACGCUGCCUCUGGCGGCACGCUCCCCAGAGGAACUUGACGAGAGCCCAUCUGCGUGUGUGUGAGACUGUGAGCUCAGGAUUUCUGUCAAUGCAUUCCAGUAACCCCAAAGUGAGGAACUCCCCGUCAGGCAACACACAGAGUAGCCCCAAAUCAAAGCAGGAGGUGAUGGUCCGUCCCCCUACAGUGAUGUCCCCGUCUGGCAACCCUCAGCUGGAUUCCAAAUUUUCCAACCAAGGCAAACAAGGGGGCUCCACCAGCCAAUCCCAGCCCUCUCCCUGUGACCCCAAAAGUGGAGGUCACACUCCCAAAGUGCUCCCGGGCCCGGGUGGGAAUAUGGGGCUGAAGAAUGGGGCUGGAAAUGGUGCCAAGGGGAAGGGGAAGAGAGAGAGGAGCAUUUCGGCAGACUCCUUUGAACAGAGGGAAGCUGGGACUCCUAAUGAUGACCCGGAAAUCAAAGACUGCAAUUCUGCUGAUCAUGUGAAGUCCCAGGAGUCUCAGCACACACCACACUCCAUGACUCCUUCAAAUGCUUCAGCCCCAAGGUCUUCCACACCUUCCCAUGGUCUGACUGCCACUUUGGAGCCAGCAAGCGGGCAGAAGACUCCUUCCAAAGUGGUUUACGUCUUUUCUACUGAGAUGGCCAACAAGGCUGCAGAAGCUGUGCUGAAGGGACAGGUGGAAACAAUCGUGUCCUUUCAUAUCCAGAACAUCUCGAACAGCAAGGCGGAACGAAACACUGUACCCUUGAACCCCCAGAUCACUGCACUUCGGACUGAACCCAAGCCCCUGCCACAGCCCCAGCCCCCUGCUGCCCAGGACCAGAACCCUCCCCAGAACGCCAAAAUGCAGCCGACUCCACCUGUGUCAGCACCAGUAUCCAAACCCACUGGCCCUCCAUGUCCCAUAGAUCAGGACAGUCCCAGUGUGGAAAGCAAAGUGAUGUCUGUGGGCAGCCCUGCCAACUCUACCCCGUUGCAGACAGAAGGAUUUGGGCAGAGUUCAACCCCCAAUAAUCGAGCAGUUAGCCCAGUUUCCCAAGGUAGCAAUAGCUCUGCUGCAGACCCCAAAGGUCCUCCCCAGCAGGGGUCUGGUGGGGACCCAUCCAGUUUGGGUGAGAAUCCCGACGGACUGUCACAGGAGCAGCUGGAGCACCGAGAGCGCUCGUUGCAGACCCUGAGAGACAUCCAGCGCAUGCUCUUCCCUGAUGAGAAGGAGUUUGCAGGAGGGCAAAGUGGGGGGCCACCCCCAAAUGCUGGAGUGCUGGAUGGCCCCCAAAAGAAACCCGAAGGGCCGAUACAGGCUAUGAUGGCUCAAUCCCAAAGUUUAGGCAAAGGGUCGGGGUCUCGGACAGAUGGAGGGGCUCCGUUUGGCCCUCAAGGACACAGGGACAUGCCUUUUUCCCCAGAUGAAAUGGGACCACCACCAAUGAACUCCCAGUCAGGAGCCAUAGGCCCAGACCACCUGGACCAUAUGACUCCUGAGCAGGUGGCCUGGCUUAAGCUGCAGCAGGAGUUUUAUGAGGAGAAGAGAAGGAAGCAAGAGCAGGUGGUUGUGCAGCAGUGUUCCCUGCAGGACAUGAUGGUCCACCAGCACGGACCUCGUGGGGUGGUCCGAGGUCCUCCCCCUCCCUACCAGAUGACCCCUGGUGAGGGCUGGGGACCUGGGGGUCCAGAGCCCUUCCCUGAAGGCAUGAACAUGGCACACUCUCUGCCCCCCAGGGGCAUGGCCCCUCAUCCCAACAUGCCCGGGAGCCAGAUGCGCCUGCCUGGUUUUGCAGGAAUGAUGAACCCUGACAUGGAAGGCCCCAAUGUCCCGAAUCCCGCCUCGCGGCCUGGGCUUUCAGGAGUUAGUUGGCCAGAUGAUGUGCCAAAAAUCCCAGAUGGCCGAAACUUCCCUCCUGGUCAGGGUGUCUUCAGCGGCCCUGGCCGAGGGGAGCGAUUCCCCAAUCCGCAGGGCCUGCCUGAAGAGCUCUAUCAGCAGCAGCUGGCUGAGAAACAGAUGGGCCUCCCUCCUGGUCUGAACAUGGAAGGCAUCAGGCCCGGCAUGGAGAUCAACAGAAUGAUGCCCUCCCAGAGACACAUGGAGCCUGGGAACAACCCCAUCUUCCCUCGCAUGCCGGUAGAAGGACCGAUGAGCCCCUCUAGGGGGGACUUUCCAAAAGGAAUACCCCCACAAAUGGCUUCUAGCAGGGAGCUGGAGUUUGGGAUGGGCCCUGGCAGCAUGAAGGGGGACAUGGGCAUGAAUGUCAGCAUGGGCUCUAACCCACCCCUGGUCCCUCAGAAGCUGAGGGAGGCAGGAGUUGGGCCGGAAGAGAUGAUGAAGCUGCGCCCUGGUGUCUCGGAGAUGCUCUCCUCUCAGCAGAAAAUGGUGCCGCUGCCGUUUGGGGAGCACCCGCAGCAGGAGUAUGGCAUGGGUCCCAGGCCUUUCCUUCCCAUGUCUCAGGGCCCAGGAGUCGGUCUCCGGAAUCUCAGAGAACAGAUCGGGCCUGACCAAAGGACUAACAACCGGCUCAGCCACAUGCCGCCACUACCUCUCAAUCCCACCAGUAACCCGAAUAGCCUCAACACUGCUCCCCCUGCCCAGCGCAGCCUCGGCCGCAAGCCCUUGGAUAUCUCUGCAGCUGGUCAGGUGCAUUCGCCAGGAAUCAACCCUCUGAAGUCCCCCACGAUGCGCCAGGUCCAGUCUCCCAUGAUGGGGUCUCCCUCGGGGAACCUCAAGUCCCCUCAGACACCCUCCCAGCUGGCAGGAAUGCUCGCGGGCCCCACUGCCGCAGCUGCUGCUGCCUCCAUUAAAUCCCCCCCUGUCUUGGGGUCUGCUGCUGCUUCUCCUGUCCACCUCAAGUCUCCGUCUCUCCCUGCACCUUCUCCUGGAUGGACUUCAUCUCCGAAGCCUCCUUUGCAGAGCCCUGGGAUUCCCCCGAACCACAAGGCGUCUCUAACCAUGUCUUCUCCAGCCAUGCUGGGGAACGUGGAGUCGGGUGGUCCACCUCCUUCCACAGUCAGCCAGUCUGCUCCUGUGACUCUCCCUGGAAAUCUUCCCUCUAGCAGUCCUUACACAAUGCCUCCAGAGCCAACCCUCUCCCAGAAUCCCCUCUCCAUUAUGAUGUCCAGGAUGUCCAAAUUUGCCAUGCCCAGCUCAACACCGCUCUAUCACGAUGCCAUCAAAACUGUGGCCAGCUCGGAUGAUGACUCCCCUCCAGCACGCUCCCCAAACUUGCCACCUAUGAACAGCGUACCAGGAAUGGGUAUUAAUUCUCAGAAUCCUCGAAUUUCAGGUCCAAACCCAGUGGGUCCAAUGCCAACCCUUAGCCCAAUGGGAAUGACCCAGCCUCUUUCCCAUAACAACCAGAUGCCCUCUCCAAAUGCUAUGGGACCCAAUAUACCUCCUCACGGGGUCCCCGUGGGACCCGGCCUGAUGUCACACAACCCAAUGAUGGGGCAUGGUUCCCAGGAGUCUCCAAUGGUACCUCAAGGACGCCUGGGCUUCCCGCAGGGGUUCCCUCCCGUACAGUCCCCUCCACAGCAGGUGCCAUUUCCACACAACGGGCCCAGCGGUGGACAAGGCAACUUUCCAGCGGGAAUGGGCUUCCACGGAGAAGGACCUCUGGGGCGUCCUACCAACCUGCCCCAAAGUUCGACAGAUCCAGCACUUUGCAAGACUGGAGGCCCUGGCGGUCCAGACUCCUUCACUGUUCUUGGAAACAACAUGCCUUCGGUUUUCACUGAUCCAGAGCUGCAGGAGGUGAUCCGUCCUGGAGCCACGGGAAUACCCGAGUUUGACCUGUCCAGGAUUAUCCCAUCGGAGAAGCCUAGCCAGACACUACAGUAUUUCCCUCGUGGGGAGGUGCCGGGCCGCAAGCAGCCGCAGGGUCCCGGGCCCGGCUUCUCCCACAUGCAGGGGAUGAUAGGAGAGCAGACCCCGAGGAUGGGACUAACAUUGCCCGGCAUGGGGGGCCCCGGGCCGGUGGGAACUCCGGAUAUCCCUCUCGGCACGGCUCCGUCCAUGCCCGGUCACAACCCGAUGAGGCCGCCGGCCUUCCUGCAGCAGGGCAUGAUGGGGCCGCACCACCGCAUGAUGUCACCAGCACAGCCCGCCAUGCCCGGCCAGCCCGCGCUCAUGAGCAACCCCGUGGCCGCCGUGGGCAUGAUCCCGGGCAAGGACCGAGCCCCCGCCGGGCUGUACAGCCACCCGGGCCCUGUGGGGUCACCUGGGAUGAUGAUGUCGAUGCAGGGCAUGAUGGGACCCCAACAAAACAUCAUGAUUCCCCCCCAGAUGAGGCCCCGAGGUAUGGCUGCUGAUGUUGGCAUGGGAGGAUUUAGCCAAGGCCCUGGAAACCCAGGGAACAUGAUGUUUUAAGCUGCUACCAUAAAGACUGGAUGUUCUGAUCCUUGUCAAGAUGAGAUUCCAAGUCCUGAGGGCUUUUUUGGGAGCUUCAGGAGUAUACAGUUUGGCCAUGCAAUAGGUGAAAAGAGACCAGAGGACACUUUGGGAAAUCUCGAAUGUAUGGAAUUACCUGAAAAAAAAAAAAAAAAAAAAAAUUAUUCAUUUUAACAGGUUGUUUUUUUUUUAAGAUUUAUUUUUUAAAAAUUAUUUUUGUGGACUUGGGUAUCCCGUGACGGCACCUGCUUUGAGAAUCUGUAGCUGUAUUUUGAGAAUUGCCAUUUGUCACAAGUUGCACCAUUCUCUGUAUGUUUACGUCCUUCGGACUGGCUUCUCCCAGGACUCUCGGUUAUUUUUGGGGUUUUUUGUGUACUGUACUAUAUUGUAAAAGGGAUUUUAGCAGAGACUUUAGUCUUUGGGGUGAGAGGAGAAUGGGAUUCUAGGCUGUUUACUUUAGGUGGAGAAUCCAUCUUCAGAACUUCGGACUAUUUUCCUUCAACUCCAAUGUAUAGAAAAACCAAACUACGACCUCAGAGCAGAGUAUUAAUGAAAAGCACAAAAAAGGAACUUAAGUUCAGUGAGGGGAAUCUUUUAAAAGAAAUAAAUAAUAAGUUAAGGACAUAUUUUUCAAAUUAUGGCGUGCUGUCCAGCACCUUCUGUCUCUCCCUCCCACUCUUUAUUAAAUAGGCUUCUCUCUCUCUCCGUCCCCUUCUGUCUCCUCCUAUGGCAGCUGCAAUACAUUGUGUUAUUUUGGGGAGUAAAUCUAGGAGAGCCUCUCCUCACGUGGGGACUCUUCCCACUUUUAGGAAGGGGCUGGACUUGGACACUGUUACAUCCUACAGUAGUCUCUCUCACUGUUUCCUAUUCUCCUUUUCUUAGAAACCCCAAGUGAUUUUAUUAAUGUGGGAGUGGAACAGACACUAAAAGUUAUCCAGGAUUUUUUUUUGUGGUUAUUUUUUUUUUCCUCCCCAGCGUAAAACGUUCUGUGUAACCUCCAUUAAAUUUGGUACAAAACCACUCGCCAGGGCUGUGGUGUCAGAAAAAUAAAAUAUAUUGUUUCUUACAAAAA